This is a messenger RNA of Amblyraja radiata (thorny skate), 3424 nucleotides long. RefSeq names its product sorting nexin family member 21 (gene snx21). Gene Ontology annotation, cellular component: early endosome membrane. Gene Ontology annotation, molecular function: phosphatidylinositol phosphate binding; protein binding. Lineage: Eukaryota; Metazoa; Chordata; Chondrichthyes; Rajiformes; Rajidae. The transcript is spliced from 5 exons. The record is from RefSeq and is a predicted model, not a curated record. The coding region runs from base 305 to 1369 and encodes 354 amino acids. Gene Ontology annotation, biological process: protein transport.
GAGAGGGAGGGAAAGAGAGGAAGGGAUCGAGAGAGAGAGAGUGAGUGAGGGAGGGAGAAAGAGGGAAAGAGAGGGAGGGGGCAGGUUGGCGGCCGGCAGCGUCGCGAUCCCGGAUCCACCUCCUCGGCGCCUCACCAGGAAGUUCUCGUCCUGCCUGCGGGAAAGCUGGAUUAAAAGUUCUGCAAACUUUUGCAGCUCCUUAUCCUCUGCAUUUGUUUUCUACCUAGCGAGGGGGCAGGGAAUGUUUUUCUCCCUGGGAGGAAUCCGCUCCCGGCCGAGCCAGAACUGAACCCAGAGUGUGGACAUGGCCUCAAAACUGUUGCACCGGUUCCGGAAGAAAGUUGACAGACACAACGUCGAAACGGUGGAAGAUCUUCCUGAGAGAUCGGAACUGUACGAUGACAUGGACGGGUUGUCGGCGCGCCUUAGUGGGACCCUGAGUUUUGGAGAGACGGAUGUAGCAGAAAAGGACUGGGCCCAAGCAGAUGGUGUGGACGGCGACCCUGAGUUUGUAUGCAGCGUUGAGAGUGAUGAGCUUGAAAGGACGGGAAAUCCCUUGGGUGAAAAACAAUGCAAUAUGCUUACAAAGCAGCUUCAGGAAAGUUGGAAGAAGCCCAGAGUGAAGUUUAUUGAAGAGAAGCUAACAUUUGAGGUCACGAGUGCCAACGUCAUCCAGGACUCGUCUUCCAAAUACGUGGCUUACACCAUACAAGUAAUAAAGUUUGGAAGUUUGGACGAAGACAAAGCACUGAUUAUUCGGCGUUACACUGAUUUUGCAAAAUUGAAUGAAACACUCCACAAGAACUUCAGGGAGGAUAUGGGCAAGGUGGUCUUUCCAAAGAAAAGAAUCCGGAAAAACUACACACAUGAAACCAUUGCAAAACGCAGUCGGGCUUUCGAACAGUAUCUCCAGCAUAUCCACUCAUUUUCGGACAUUCGCAGGUCCAAAAUAUUUUUGGAAUUUUUUUACCUUCGAGAUUUAACGGUGGGUCAAAGAUUAUUGCAGGGGGGUAUGCGUGAGAAUGCUAUGGAGACAUUAAUCAAUGCUCUUCACUUGCAGCAGAAGUUGUGCUCCUAUGAUGCAAGCCAUUUACUUUUCACCCUCACUUCUAUUUCUGUGUGUUACCAAGAACAAGAUCAACUAGAAGAGGCCCAAGCUUACUGCGAGCGGGCCUUGCAGACUAUAGAAAACCAGGAAUAUCAUCCUUUACUCGUGCCUUUACUUCAAGCCAACAUCAGGCUCUCAUGGAAAGUAGCUAAAGACAAACGGCAAUCUGAAGCAAGACUCCAGCAAGUCCAGGAGACAGGAGUCGAUAUUUUAAACCAACCUAGUCUCAAAGAACACCUUAUUAAAUAUUUUUUGGAAUGAAUUAUAUACAGCUCCAUAAUGCAACAGGAAAAAAGAUAAACAAAAUAAACACUUACAUUUAUAUAGUGCCUUUCAUUACUUCAGGACAUUUCAAAGCACUUUAGAAUCAAUGAAUAGCUUCUGAAGCAUUGUCAUUCUUGUAAAUUACAAUGCAUAGCAAGUCCAUGUAUUAAUGACCAUCUGAAUAACUAGAAUUAAACCAGGACAGAAGGGAACUUUCCGCUUUGCUUACAGUGUAAUGCUAUAGAUAGUUUACAUCCAUCUGGGAGCGCACACAGGACUUUGUCAUUGUUGGAUCAACAAUCAGUUUAUAGUUCUGGCGGGUGAAUGUACCUGCAGUUAUUGAGAUUACAUCAGAGUCGACUAAACCUAUUGGGAAAUAAUUCAGACAGGGGGCACUUCAUCCCUGUCUUCUUAAUGUAGUAACUGAUCCUUUUAUGAUGUUUGGAUAAAUGGCGUUGUGGAUUUUGGUUCAGUAGGGACUACGGGAGAUGUAAAUUUAUUAAAAGGUGCUUGGUUCACGUCACUGAUGUUUCAUUUAAAACUUUCCACUUCUAACCUGCUAAGAGACAAUAAAAGUCAUGACACCAGCUGAGAAUCAAAUUCUCUGGUUAACUGCACUUCAACAACCAUGGUUUACAGUCUUGCUCAAGGGAAUAAACAAAAUCUAUCAGUCUUCAGUUAGAAAAUUGGAAUUAACUCAGAUUAAAUGUUUUGGAGGGGGGUGUUGGGGAAACUAUUCCCAAUUUCCAUCAUGCUUAAUAAGGAAGUAGUUCCUGACAUCGCAUACCAACGUCCUAGCGUGGAUUUUAGGUUAAUGCCCUUUUUUGGAUAUACCUCCAGAAAAUGAUUCUCCCCAGCCAAUCAAAUCAUAAUUUUCUCCUAUGACCACUUUGGGAGUGUGUUCCUUAUUAUGAAGUUGGGUGAAAGAAUAACCCUGUAUCAUUGCUCAUGAAUAGGACUUAAUGAAGAUUAAUGAAUCAUAGAAUAAUACUUUCUCAUUUUGAAUACAUGUUGUUCCUGAUUAGACAAUUCUUCAACCAUUCUGAAUAAACUGCAUUAGAAAUUCUAAUUGCUGCCAAAACACCAAUUUUCUUUGUUUUUGUUGUCACUCGUUAAUGAAGGGACUAUAUUUUCCUGCUCUGGAUAGUGUUAAUACAUACCUUCAAAGACUGUUCAUAAAAAGGACACUACAACAGAUUAUAAAGUUGUGUGGAACAGUCACAAUGUGGUGUGAUUAGUAUAUUUUGGUAUUGGGAUGAUCUGGCCAUCGCUGCCAAGGUAGUUGCCAGACUGAGCUUUUAAUAUUGUGAACCAAGGAUACAUUUUAUUUCCAGCAGAAAACUUGAUGUAACAAUAUCGGGUAAUCGUCGGUCGGUGCGGACUCAAUGUACCGAAGGGCCUGUUUCCAUGCUGUAUCUCUAAACUAAACAAAAUGCCUCUGACACCUGUAUUCCUGUAAUGUUACAUCUUCAAACAAAAAUACGAACCUCAGCAACUUAACUAUUUACUGCUAGAGGUAGAGUCAAGUUCUACCAUUACAUUAUUCAUACAAUGGCAGGUAGGCUUGUAUCAAUUAUUAUUUCUCUCAAUCAACAUCAGAGAUGGUCAAUUUUAUUGAUUAUGUUGCAAUUUUGAAGGAACACCUUCCUUCCUGUUUUUUUACAUUUGCAAAAUGUUUUGGACUUUCUGGGAAUGGAAAUGCAUUACGUAAAUGGAAACUCCUUCUGAAAUAAGACUUACAGUAGGUAAGCCAAUGGGUAACUAACUUUUAAUCUGAACUUUUUAAAUGAGAAUCGUAACUUUAAGAAUGGUGCAACCAUACCUGAUAAGAGAUAACAUAAUCCUGUCGACAAUUAUUUAGGGACAUAUGGACAUAGAUUUUAAUUUUAUAAAGUACAGUGGCAGAUUUAAAUGUUUUAGAAAAUGUCAAUGAAAUAUUUUGCUAUUUACAUUAAAUAUUGAAUAACUUUUUAAUCACUUAUUUGAACUGUAAUGAACAAGUUAUGAAAUAAAAGGAAUUCUUAACACAUCUGAAAAAUAUAGUAAGUGGAA